This is a messenger RNA of Iphiclides podalirius (scarce swallowtail), 228 nucleotides long. The record is from the annotation of a GenBank genome assembly. NCBI's taxonomy places the organism in Eukaryota, Metazoa, Arthropoda, Insecta, Lepidoptera, Papilionidae.
AUGAUCCACGCAGUAACGAACAUUGAACAAAUAUGCGAUUGCGUCUCGUUGUCGCUCCGUGUAAGAUAUUGGGGCGACACCCCCCCCCCCCCCCCCCCCAACCCCUCCGCCCCCGGCUUCGUCGCACCCACAGCGAAAGGGGAGCAAAUAGAUUGUUUCUUCCGCGAGUCGGCUUAUUGUUUAUUUAUUAGGAGUCGCCCAGAGCGCUCUCCAAGUGCACGGGGACCC